AUGAGAAACAGUACUGUGACCACAUUCAUUCUGCUGGGACUGACAGAUGACCUUCAGCUGCAGGUUCUGAUUUUUAUCUUUUUCUUUCUCACCUACAUGCUGAGCAUAACUGGGAACCUGACUAUCAUCUCCCUUAUGUUACUGGAUUCUCAUCUUAAAACCGCCAUGUACUAUUUCCUACAAAAUUUCUCCUUCUUGGAGAUCUCAUUCACAACUGCCUGUAUUCCUAGAUACUUGUAUAACAUAGCAACAGGUGACAAAGUCAUUACCUAUAAUGCUUGUGCCAGCCAGGUAUUUUUUACUGACCUCUUUGGUGUAACUGAAUUUUUUCUCCUAGCCGCCAUGUCCUAUGACCGCUAUGUAGCCAUCUGCAAACCCCUACAUUAUGUGACAAUCAUGAGUAGCACAGUCUGCAGAAGACUUGUCUUUUGUUGUUGGGUUGCUGGUCUAUUCAUUAUAAUCCCCCCACUGAGUCUAGGCCUAAAUCUGGAAUUUUGUGAUUCUAAUGUCAUUGAUCAUUUUAUCUGUGAUGCAUCUCCCCUCCUGAAAAUUUCUUGUUCAAAUACUUGGUUCAUGGAGCAGACCGUGAUAAUUUGCGCUGUGCUGACCCUCAUUAUGACACUUAUGUGUGUAGUACUGUCCUACAUUUAUAUCAUCAAAACAAUUUUUAGAUUCCCUUCUGUUCAGCAAAGGAAAAAGGCCUUUUCCACCUGUUCUUCCCACAUGAUUGUGGUUUCAAUCACUUAUGGCAGUUGCAUCUUCAUCUACAUCAAACCUUCAGCAAAGGAAUCGGUGGCCAUUAACAAGGGUGUGACAGUGCUCACUACUUCCAUUGCUCCAGCGCUGAAUCCUUUCAUUUACUCCUUGAGAAACAAGCAAGUAAAACAAGCCUUCAGUAACUCCAUCAAAAGAAUUGUGGUAUUUUCCAAAAAAUAA
Messenger RNA from Phyllostomus hastatus (greater spear-nosed bat), 936 nucleotides. Its product is annotated as olfactory receptor 6C2-like. Bases 1 to 936 code for a protein of 311 amino acids. NCBI's taxonomy places the organism in Eukaryota, Metazoa, Chordata, Mammalia, Chiroptera, Phyllostomidae. Gene Ontology annotation, molecular function: olfactory receptor activity; G protein-coupled receptor activity. The record is from RefSeq and is a predicted model, not a curated record. The transcript has a single exon. Gene Ontology annotation, biological process: G protein-coupled receptor signaling pathway. Gene Ontology annotation, cellular component: membrane.